UAAAAUCAUCAUCCAUAAGACAUCUUUAUAAUUGGUGGUAUCUGUGUGUGUGGUGGGAUCAAGAGGAUUCCAUCUCUGUCACACAUCUGUGUACACCUCUCCACAAUUUGGUGGCAGCGGUGGGAUCAAGAGGAUUCCAUUCCUGUCAGACACAUCUGUACAAUUGGCGGCAAGCGGCGGGAUACGUAUAACAUCCCUAGUUUAGUGCCUGAGAUCGCUCACUGAAAUUUCUGAGGUAAAGGUUGUAGACAAUGGCCACCAGAAAACAGAGAAAAGGAGCAGGAGAGAUAGAGGUGUACCAAGAGGAAGAGAGUUCAGAUUCUGAACAACAGACCACCAUGUCAGAAGCAAUGAUGAAAUAUCAAUUAGAGAUGAAAAAAUUAGAAUUAGAGGCACAGAUGGAGAAGAUGAAAUUGGAGAAAGAAGCAGAGGACAAAGAGAAACAGAGACAGGCACAGAUAGAGCUGAAAAAGAUGGCGAUAGAAUGGGAAAGACAGAAGCUGACACUGUCUCAGCCUUCUGUGGUGGCACAACCAGGAACUCCUAGUGAUUUAGCCUUAAAGAGGUUUUCUAAAUACACCAAGGAGGAUGUGGAGAUGCAGCGGAUUGAGCUCGCACCACUUUUGAAAAUGCCAUUGUGCCCAGGGGAUUCUUGGUGCCUGAUUGAUUAUAAGUGGUUCAAAAAGUGGCAGAGAUAUGUGGGUUUUGAAAGCUGGGACCUGUAUUAUGCAAGAAAGCCUGAUUACUACCCAGGACCCAUUGACAACUCAAAACUUUUUGAGGAUUCAGAAACUCAAACUUUAAAAAAGUAUCGCAUGAAUGGAGUGGAUUAUGAGGUGAUUCCUAUUGAAGCCUGGAAUAAGUUAGUCAAUUGGUAUGACUGUAUAGAGGGACAGAGACCAAUUGAGAGAACGGUUGUGGAGUAUGGCAAAUAUUUCAAGUGCUGUAAAGUAGAAGUUUAUCUUUUAGAGUCGAAGCCAUCUCAAAAUAACGACUCUGUUAAUUUUGUAAGCUCACAAUUUAAACAAGCAAAAGAUUCUGCUGAAGAUGGAGGAAUCAUAAACCUCCAAGAAAAAUUAUCUGAGUCACAGCUUGAGACUCAUUGCGUGGCUGAGGUAAAUGUGUCACCAGUGGCUGAGGUCUCUAUUCAGUGCCAUAGUGACACAGGAAUAGAGCAAGCUGAAGUAAUUGGGAAUUUAGAAGUGCCAGUCAUUGAUGAAAAUGAUUUGCUUGAGCACUCUAAGGAGAUGAAUAUUGGUAUAAGGAGUCAGAAGUUAGAGGAAGAUGGCAGUUGUUCAGGACAGACUUUGCAGAUAAAGUCCAAUACUACAAAGGGCAGAAGUCUGGAUGCCUCUUCACAGUCUUCAACUGACUCUAUCUGCUCAGUAGUUACUUCUUUGGUCACCGCAAUUACAGAGCAUGGUCAGCAGGUGUGGCCAGAGGAAAAUUUACCUCAGGAAACCACCAAAUUUGAUCCAGUUGAGUUGCUGUGCACGGGAGAGCCGAAAGGACCAACAAACACACCAAAGAAGAUGGACAUUUUGAGCCUGAGGGUCAUCGCCAAUCGCAACGAAUUAAGAAGCAAGUGGAUAUUGGUUUUCAACUGAGAGAAUUCUGAGGAUUUCAAUGCGGCAGAGAUUUACAGUUUCAACUAUAAUCAGUUUGCUUUCGAUGUUCCACGAAAGUGCUUGGACUAUGUUUCACAAGAUUUCUUAAAUGACUCUUGGAAGUUUCGUAAAAGACAUUUUGGGACAGAGGGAGUUCAUUGUGUUGCUGGGAAGGAUGAGUGUAAUUGUCACUGGCAACAUGUUAACCUCUGGAAUGCUCCGCAGAGUGAAACGUCGAGGAACUGUACCAACUGGGCUGGAGUGGAAGAUUGCUAUGAGUUGGACAAAGUGUCUAAAAGAUGUUUUGGUCCAGUGUAUAAAUAAAGACUUGGGGGAUAACCCAGAAUAAAAAUUAAACUGUUAGAAAUAUGAUUUAUGAAAAAUGUAUUUUAAAAUGUCUCUUGAUUUAAGGUUGUGAAUCUUAACAACAGAAAAGAUGGUAAGAUAUGAAUAUGUUAUAUGUAUGUGCAACAUUGAAGGUUUGUAUUUAUGGUUUAUGUGUUGCAUGAUAAAAGGAUAAGAUUAUAUGUUAAAUGUAUGUUAACAUGUAUUGUUGUAUAUGUUUAGAUACAAUCCAUAUUAUUUUUGACUAUUCUGGGAUAUAGAAAAGUCAAAAAUAAUCUUUAUGGGUUGGGAGGUGUAAAGAAGUGUGAGGGGACAGCGGGGACAGCCAGGAAGCUGAGACUGGCAAGAAGACAACAUGCUGCUCAGUACACCAUGGCAUCAGACCUCUGCCACCCCAGUACCAAUUAAGAGUAUUUCUAAUGAGGAUAGGAAAAACUGGUCUAUUUUUAGGUACAGAGAGCCAAAUACUGCAAUGGUAGACUGUCAGGGGCCUUCUACAUU
Molecule: messenger RNA, 2453 nt
Organism: Anolis carolinensis (green anole)
Lineage: Eukaryota; Metazoa; Chordata; Lepidosauria; Squamata; Anolidae
Product: ubiquitin carboxyl-terminal hydrolase 4-like
Exons: 1
Coding region: 252-1607 (451 amino acids)
Molecular function (GO): cysteine-type deubiquitinase activity
Source: RefSeq, a predicted model, not a curated record